Populus euphratica (Euphrates poplar) is the source of this 1422-nucleotide messenger RNA. Its product is annotated as tubby-like F-box protein 7. NCBI's taxonomy places the organism in Eukaryota, Viridiplantae, Streptophyta, Magnoliopsida, Malpighiales, Salicaceae. The transcript is spliced from 4 exons. The record is from RefSeq and is a predicted model, not a curated record. Bases 108 to 1250 code for a protein of 380 amino acids.
AGUUUUAAGACAAAAACACUCAGAAAAAAAAAGAGAGAGAGAAAAGAAAAGAAGAAAAAAACAGUUUGCUUUCUUCUCUUUCUUUCUCUCCGUCUGCCUGCCUUCUAAUGUCGCUGAGAAGAUCGUUUUUAUCGCGAAGGUUCUCAAGAUCGUUCAAUAACCAGAACAGAAACGAACGAAAUGGAGUAGAAUCGGGGCGACUCGUUGGUGAGUCGGGGGGUGAGUCGGAUGGGUGGGGGAGCAUGUUGCCUGAGUUAUUAGGAGAAAUAAUAAAACGAGUUGAAGAGAGUGAGGAUCGGUGGCCACAGAGGCAAAACGUCGUCGCAUGUGCUUGUGUUAGUAAGAAAUGGAGAGAAGUUACCAAAGACAUCGUCAAGUCUCUUCCUAACAACAACAACAACAACAACAAUAAUGGAAGUUCUGGAAUAAUCACUUUCCCUUCUUGCCUUAAACAGCCGGGUCCACGCGACUUGCCCCAUCAAUGUCUUAUAAAACGGAUUAAGAAGACUUCAACAUUUUACCUAUAUCUUGCUCUUACUCCAUCCUUUACGGAUAAGGGGAAGUUUCUCCUGGCAGCACGGAGGUGUAGGCAUGGUGUUCACACAGAGUAUAUCAUCUCACUUGAUGCUGAUGACUUAUCCCAAGGAAGUAAUGCUUAUGUUGGAAAGUUAAGUUCAGACUUCCUCGGUACCAACUUUACAAUAUAUGACAGCCAGCCACCACACAGUGGUGCUAAGCCCUCAAGUAGCAGAGCUAGCCGGCGAUUUGCAAGCAAGCAAAUAAGCCCUCAAGUCCCUGCAGGCAAUUUUGAGGUUGGGCAAGUCUCGUAUAAAUUUAACCUCUUGAAGUCAAGAGGUCCAAGGAGGAUGGUUUGCUCACUUAAGUGCCCAGUGUCACAAGAAACUACCAAUGUCAAAAAUGUUGACAACUCAAAGAUAACGCAACUGGAGUCUGCUUCUUCUGGUUUUACAGUUUUGCGGAACAAAGCCCCAAGGUGGCAUGAGCAUUUGCAGUGUUGGUGCUUGAAUUUCCAUGGUCGGGUAACGGUAGCAUCAGUGAAGAACUUUCAACUGGUUGCGACCAUGGACCAAAGCCAGCCAGGAGGUAGAGGAGAUGAGGAGACUGUCCUCCUCCAGUUUGGGAAGGUAGGCGAUGAUACUUUCACCAUGGAUUAUAGGCAGCCACUUUCAGCUUUUCAAGCGUUUGCCUUGUGCCUGACUAGUUUUGGCACUAAACUGGCAUGUGAGUAAUUUACGUGGAAUAAUUAUGAUGUUAAAAUUAUGGAUUCCGGUGUAUGUUUUGUUAUCAUUCUACAAGUGUUGGUUUGGCUGGAAGAAGCCAUUGAUGUAAAUGCUGUUAUUGUAUCAAUGACAAGAGCUUAAAAUUUUUCAUCUCCAAUAAUUUGGUCUCUGCCUUCUUCAC